CUGAGAGCCGACGGAUCUCCGGGUGUUAAGCGAUCAUGGCGCUGCAGGAUGUGUGCGGAACCCCCGGAGGGCAGCGGCCCGACUGGGUUGUCCCCGUUGCGGGAAACAGGCAUCGCUCCGACCCGGGACACUACAGUUUCUCUAUGCGAUCUCCAGAGCUCGCCCUCCCCCGGGGAAUGCAGCCCACUGAAUUCCUGCAGUCCUUGGGUAGGGAUGAAGAAAGAAAUGUCCAGAUUGAGAUGGCCCAUGGCACAACCACACUGGCCUUCAAGUUCCAGCAUGGAGUUAUUGUAGCAGUGGAUUCCCGGGCCUCGGCCGGAAGUUACAUUGAUACCUUAAGGGUGAACAAGGUGAUUGAGAUUAAUCCCUACCUGCUWGGCACCAUGUCUGGCUGUGCAGCAGACUGUCAGUACUGGGAGCGCCUGUUGGCCAAGGAGUGCAGGCUGUACUACUUGCGGAAUGGGGAGCGGAUCUCAGUGUCAGCUGCCUCCAAACUGCUCUCCAACAUGAUGUGUCAGUACCGGGGCAUGGGCCUCUCCAUGGGCAGUAUGAUCUGUGGCUGGGACAAGAAGGGUCCAGGACUUUACUAUGUGGAUCACAAUGGGACUCGGCUCUCAGGAMAUAUGUUCUCCACGGGUAGUGGGAACAGUUAUGCCUACGGGGUUAUGGACAGUGGCUAUCGGCCCAAUCUUAGUCCUGAAGAAGCUUAUGACCUUGGUCGCAGGGCUAUUGUUCAUGCCACUCACAGAGACAGCUAUUCUGGAGGCGUUGUUAAUAUGUACCAUAUGAAGGAAGACGGUUGGGUGAAAGUKGAAAGUACAGAUGUCAGUGACCUGCUGCACCAGUACCGGGAUGCCAGUCAGUAAUGGUGGAGACUGGGCAGGCCUCCUCAGGCUAACCUGGUAGACUCAGGGAUCUGGUCAUCUUAAGUCCCAGGAGAAAGAGUAGCCCGAUCAAAGCCAGAGAUAGAGAACUGGCUCCGCAGUCAGUGGGGACCUGGAAGGUUGGACCCAGCUCAUCUUUUUUUGUGUGUGUGUUCUCCAUUUCAGGGAGCAUCCCUCCUGGGUGCUUCCUAAGCACAAUAAAGUAAA
Messenger RNA from Urocitellus parryii (Arctic ground squirrel), 1091 nucleotides. It is a transcript of the gene Psmb8, whose product is annotated as proteasome 20S subunit beta 8. Gene Ontology annotation, molecular function: threonine-type endopeptidase activity. Lineage: Eukaryota; Metazoa; Chordata; Mammalia; Rodentia; Sciuridae. The record is from RefSeq and is a predicted model, not a curated record. Gene Ontology annotation, cellular component: cytoplasm; proteasome core complex.